AUGUCAGACAACGCUCAAACAACUUUAUCAUCUGAUGAUCCAACAGAAAAAGAAACUAAAUCAGAUAUUUCAUCUUGUUCAUUUAGUGAUGUAAAUACAUCGACAUCAGUUCGCUUAUUUGGUCAAUUUAAACAAAAUGGUUCAGGUUUUAAUAAUUUAUCAAUAUCAACAUUUGGUCAAACAACAUCACGAGAAAAAUCUGAUGAUAAUAAUUCUUCAUCAACAUAUUUUACGAAUACACUUUCAAAAAUUUCAUCGACAACAACCAGUGGUUUCGGUUCUCCAUCAACAUCAUUAGCUACAUCACUUGCAUCACUUGGUGCCAAUAAACCAUUAUUUGGUGGUUCAAGUGGUACAACACCAAGUUCAUUUACAGAUCUGAAAACAACAUCAACAAAUUCAUUACAAAAUAAAACAAAUGAUGAUGAAGAGAACGAUGAAGAAGAAGACAAUAAAACGUCUUUAUUAGAAACAGUUGCUGAAUUUGAAGCUAAACGAGCAUCAACACAUGCAACUACGACUAUUCAAGGUGAUACAUCAACUGGAGAAGAAAAUGAAAUAACGAAAUUCCAAAUGGCUGGUAAAUUAUUUAUGUAUAGCGGUGAACAACAACAAUUUGUCGAACGUGGUUAUGGAAUAUUAAAAAUAAAUGAAAGUCAUGAUCCAUCAGAUUGGGAUCGAUUACAAGCUCGAUUAAUUAUGAGACUUGAUAAAUCAUUUCGCGUUAUUCUUAAUUCGCCUAUUUUUCCAAAAAUGACUGUUGAACGAGCCACUGAUCGUUCAGUACGAUUUGGUGCUCAAGAUGAAUCACAGUUACGAGUAUUUAUUAUUAAAGCCUCAGCAAAUGAUUGUAAUAAUCUAUGUAAAGAAUUAAAAUCACGUAUUCAAAUUGUUGAACGACAACAAGUAUCAACAUCGAAUAUCAAUACACCAACAAGUAGUAAUAAUACAAGUGUAUCAUCUGAUGUCGUUGCACUCGAUGAUUCAUCUCCUAAAGAAAAUUCACCAACUGGUCAACGAAAACGUUCUUAUUCAAAAAGUGAUUCAGAUGCAUCGGAUAAUACAAAUGAUCUUUCCAAAAAAUCAAAGAUGAUUGAAGAAAAUCAAGAAGUCGUCAAUAAAGAUCCCAAUCAAUCGAUAAAUGAAGAUGAUUCUGUUGAAGAACGUAACAAAUCAAAUGAACAAGAAACAGCUGAUAAUUAA
Messenger RNA from Rotaria sp. Silwood2, 1203 nucleotides. Lineage: Eukaryota; Metazoa; Rotifera; Eurotatoria; Philodinida; Philodinidae. The record is from the annotation of a GenBank genome assembly.